This is a messenger RNA of Aspergillus ochraceoroseus IBT 24754, 1126 nucleotides long. RefSeq names its product rRNA-processing protein NSA2. The coding region runs from base 43 to 828 and encodes 261 amino acids. The transcript has 6 exons. The record is from RefSeq and is a predicted model, not a curated record. NCBI's taxonomy places the organism in Eukaryota, Fungi, Ascomycota, Eurotiomycetes, Eurotiales, Aspergillaceae. Gene Ontology annotation, cellular component: nucleolus; preribosome, large subunit precursor. Gene Ontology annotation, biological process: maturation of 5.8S rRNA; maturation of LSU-rRNA.
CCUCGAUACCCAGUUUUACCCUCACCAGUUCCUCCCUUCACCAUGCCUCAGAACGAGUAUAUCGAGCGCUGGCAGAAGCAGCACGGUAAGCGACUGGAUCACGAUGAGCGUGUCCGGAAGCGUGAAGCCCGUGAGUCGCAUAAGCAGUCAAAGGAUGCGCAGAACCUGCGCGGCCUGAGGGCCAAGUUGUACCAGCAGAAGCGCCAUGCAGAGAAGAUCCAGAUGCGGAAGCGCAUCAAGGCACAGGAAGAGAAGAACGUCAAAUCAUCUGCGCCCGACGAGCCUUCCAAGACACCACUGCCCCAAUAUCUGCUCGACCGUUCCCAGGCUACCAAUGCCAAAGCCCUGUCCAGUGCAAUUAAGGAUAAACGAGCCGAGAAGGCCGCCAAGUUUGCGGUGCCUCUACCUAAGGUUAAGGGAAUCAGUGAAGAGGAGAUGUUCAAGGUCGUCAACACUGGAAAGAAGACACACAAGAAGUCGUGGAAGCGUAUGAUCACCAAACCGACUUUCGUUGGUAGCGACUUCACUCGCCGACCUGUGAAAUACGAACGGUUCAUUCGCCCUAUGGGUCUGCGUUAUAAGAAGGCGAACGUCACACACCCUGAGAUGGCCGUCACCGUCCAACUACCCAUUUUGUCCGUCAAGAAAAACCCCCAGAAUCCCCUCUACACCCAACUUGGUGUCCUCACCAAGGGAACGAUCAUCGAAGUGAACGUCUCCGAACUCGGUAUCGUCACCGCAGGCGGAAAGGUCGCCUGGGGUAAAUACGCCCAGGUGACGAACUCCCCAGAGAACGAUGGCUGUGUCAAUGCUGUUCUUCUCGUCUAAUUCCAUUUCGAUAUCACGCUUCCUAUACCGUUUCAUGUCCUAGAAUCCUUUCCCUCUAUUUCUUUACAACCUGUUUAUUUUCACGGAUGGCGUUUGCGGCGUGCACCUGUUGUCAAGUCAUGUUAACUAAAAAGUAUCUUAUGAUAUGAGGUUUCUUGCUUCUGAUGUAAAUGGAGGGAUUUCCCUUAAUACUAUAGACUCAACAAACAAGAUGAGCAAUAGCGUGCGCUCCUUCUUUCCCCGAUUUCCAUGUUACGUGGGCCUGUUUUUAUAUGCCAGUGUUGCUGAAAUAUACCGA